Messenger RNA from Athalia rosae (coleseed sawfly), 2763 nucleotides. Its product is annotated as radial spoke head 10 homolog B-like. Lineage: Eukaryota; Metazoa; Arthropoda; Insecta; Hymenoptera; Athaliidae. The transcript has 14 exons. Bases 1 to 2385 code for a protein of 794 amino acids. The record is from RefSeq and is a predicted model, not a curated record.
AUGACUAACAGAGCCAAUAGUCUCGGUAUAAGUCAUGAAAAUUCUCAGGUACGUCUCGUUUCUGAGAGCCGAGUGCAAGGAGUUCAAAUCCCUGCAUCGGUUAAUGUGUUAUCUCAAUCACCUGCGACAAUCAGAAUCAGCUCAACAGAUACUAAGCGACUUGAUCCAAGCUUUUUUUACAAAGUAACUACAAUCAACACAACUUUAAAAACUUAUUCUGAGAUGAAGACUAGAUGCAUAGGAUCAUUGGAUACAUGUGAUUUCAGCUUGCAAGGAACUGAGAAAUCGUGCUUAGAUAAUGGACAUGUUAAAAUUAAAUUUCCCAACAAUAACACUUACAUUGGUCAAGUGAAUUGCAAGCAGAUGGACGGGGAUGGUGAAUAUCGAUGGGCAUUCGGACAAACUUACAAGGGACAAUUAGAACAAAAUUCGAUCCAAGGUAAAGGACGAAUUGAAUGGAAUGACCAUAGUUGGUACGAGGGUGAAUUUUACAAAGGUCACCGCCAUGGCAGUGGCAAUCUCGUAUCUCACGAAUACAAGCGUUUUUAUAUCGGACAAUGGUACAUUGGCCGAAAGCAUGGAAAAGGAUACAGUCGUUACAACGAAUUAGACAGUGAUUUUUACGAAGGCGAAUGGAAUAAUAAUCAAAAACAUGGUACUGGUUAUCGUCAUUGGGCAAAUGGUACCCGAUACAUUGGUCAAUGGAAUGAAGACCAAAGACAUGGACUUGGAACAAUGAUUUGGUCAAAUGGAGAUGUAUAUCGGGGAGAAUGGGAAAAUGGAAUGAUGAAUGGCUAUGGAGAGUACAUAUGGAAUGGAUUUUUUAAUAAAUCUCUUUCCUGGCCACGAGAAAAUUGCUAUAUGGGUGAAUGGCUCGACGGAAAAAAACAUGGACAGGGAGUUUUAAAAUUCAACUCUAUUGGCGGUGCUAAAUAUUCUGGUAAUUGGUACAUGAAUGAGAAACAUGGCUAUGGUAUAAUCAUCGGAAAUAGUGGCGCUGUGACAAAGGCAGAUCCUUUGUUUUUAAACAACGUCUUAACACCAUUAAAAAGCGAUGAAACUUAUGUAGUAAAACUAGAUUCAAAACCAUCCAACGAUGUUGAGCUGUCUAAAUGGGAAAAAAAUUAUUCAGACACUGCAGUUGACGAAACAUCCAGGGUGGAGUACGAAGAGCCUCGGGAAACGACACUUCCGCGACCCAUGCACUUAGUAUCGUUAUCCUAUUAUGUUCACAGAUUAUUUAAUUCAGGACAAACGCAGAAAUCUUCUGUUCACACCGUCAUCCCAACUGGCAAAUGCCAUGUGUGUGCUAAUGAGUCCGCAUGCUCCUGUUUGCAUAAUCAUCAGUCAGUUGGGAAAUCUACGGAAACGUUGGAGGUAAGCUCGGAAACUCGUUCUGGAGGAAGUCUCUCUGCUGGUACAAGCUCAUCUGGUGAAAGGAAAUGCGUGGAAAAUUCAGGAAAUGAAAGGGAACGGACGAAAGAAGAUUACGAAAAACACUGGGUUUACAAUUGUCUGUUAAGGCACAUGCUCAUAUUACGAAAGAUAUAUGAACAAUAUGCUAAAUUAUAUUGCUACGAAAAGACGAAAAGUUACCGCCACUUUUCGAUGGGUAAAAUGGCACUUUGGCAGCUAAUGCGAGACUGCGGGCUUCAUAAAAAAGGCAUCAGCUUGGUGCAAUUCGAACGGAUGAUCGCAUUUAACAAAGCGACCUUCAUCGAAGCUCCUUAUCACCCUUUCGAAAGAAUCGAAAUCUGGCAAUUUAUUCACAUGCUACUAGAAGUUUCGUGGCAUCUUUAUACAAAAUUGGGUGACAUUGAAACGGAAGCUGUGCGUGGAAAUCUAGCUGGUGGGUUGUAUCGGCUGAUUGUUAAUGAUAUUAUACCCAACGCUGGAAAGCAUAUUGGAAAUAUCUGGAGUACCUAUCGAGAUUUAUUGCCGAUUUAUUCCGUCUAUCAAUUGUACUGCGAUAUCGGAGAACCGCAUUCAGCAAAAACAUUUCUUCAAGCAACUUGCAUUGUGAAAGGUACCAGCGUUCCAGAGCCUCUAUCUCGAGUAAAAGUAGACAUCAAGAUUCCGGUACACUUGGUAAAUGGGAUAAACGCUAUUACUAUCGGCGAAAAAGUUACUUACAUUCCAGCACCUCAAACAACUGAUUCUAGGAGCUUUACGACAGUAUCUAUAGAUCAUUUAGCAUCUGAAUUAUUAGCUCUACGGCACAUCGGAGCUCCACAGAUGAUAUCUAUAAUGGCAAAAAUAUGUCCAUCUAUAAUAGACCAGGAAAGCGGGACGAUCAUCAAUAUGAAUUACGAGCUGACAUUUCUCGAAUUUUAUGAAAUAGUCCUGGAAGCUGCACAGGUGUUGAUCUACACCCAGAAACUAUAGGCCCAAAAAAUGUCUGGGAAAGUGGAUGCAGUGGCAAAUGCUUAAUCCGAAACACGUUUUCAGAAUUUCUAUUUUAUGCGGUCUAAACGCCAGUGUCAUUGAGAACUUCCAAGACCGUCUAAAAGUUGACCCAAUUAUAGUAGAAGGUAUUGGAAUUAUUCUGACAUAAUCUGCAAACGUUGGAAGCUCUCUCUUUUUACAUGAAAUUUAUUCACGUAAGUACAUAUGUUAUUCCACAAAAUGUAUGUUCUCAAAUAUAAUAGAUAUCCAGUAUAUAAGCGAAUAAUAAAGUACGUAAACUAUAAGUACCAUGCUAUCGAUCCAGAAUAUCAAUUGUCAACAUUGCUACAAUAAAAAUUUUGAACGAAAAAAAAUAUA